AUGGAUCCAAACCCUGGCUUGCUUCCUCCUCUGUCCCGGGCUUGCUCCCACCUGGCAGAACCCUGUAUGGAAGGUGAGAGAAGCCCAGCCCCUCGAGAGAAGGGCAGAGACUCCCCCUUUGCCUGGAGCCUGGGCCCCAGCUCCAGCUUUGCCGACCCUGACUGGUUUUGGGAUGAGAACAUCCAAGCAAAGAGGGCCAGGGUGGAGACCAUCGUCCAAGGCAUGUGCCUCUCUCCUCACGCUCUGGCUCUGGUCCCGGGCAAUGCCCGAGCCAGGGAUGGUGCCUGUUGCCCAGAGAAGGCCCGGGAGCGGAAGAGGAAGCAGAGCCUUCCCAUGCAGCAAGGCCCCCUGAAGCCAGGCCCUGCCGGAGACCAUGGCAGCAGGAAAGUGGGCCCUCGGGUAAGGGAACAGCUCCAUCAGCUGAAGCAACAGCUAAGACAUUUACAAAAGCACAUCCUGCAGGCUGCUGAGCCCAGGGACACAGCCCAGGACCCAGGAGGCUCCGAGACGGACAAGGGCCCUCUGAGCGUAAAGCAGAGGAAGGGCUAUGGAUCUAGGCCCUGGGCUAUGGACAGUGACCAUUUCCAGGGUUCCCGUGGGGACCUCUCCGGGGAGGAAAAACACAGAGCGUCUGAGGCGGGCUACCAGUCUGAGGAGCCCAGGUUCCUUCCUUGUGGAGCGCGGGCUUUGCUGGAGAUUCUGAGGAAAGAAUUGACCGGGGCAGUGUCCCAAGCUGUGGACUCAGUAUUACAAAAGGUACUAUUGGAUCCACCAGGCCACCUGACUCAGCUGGGCAGAAGCUUCCAGGGGCUUGUGCCAGAGGGGAGAAGUGAGCCCUCACCUCCUGAGAGAGGUGCCUGUAAAGAUCGAUUUCCUUUGGCCACCUUGCCCAGGAGGGCCCAGCCACAGACUGCGGUCCCCUUGCAAACCCUAUCACUGGCCAAGUCUCUGGAUCCUCCUAGGUACCCUGCCUCUCUGAGGAUGAUCCCCAGAUCCUAUCAGGGUCCCCCAGCAAACUGUCCUUUGACUGUGCCUUCCCACAUCCAGGAAAAUCAGAUUCUUAGCCAGCUACUGGGCCACGGACCCAGUGGUCACUGGAGCAUCACACUUCCCCACGACUCCUCUUCCCAAAGUCACCCCUCCUCAGAGUCCGCUCUGCGACCAUGGGGAGCUGUCAAACUGCGACCAUCAGUCCUGAGCCAGCAGCACCAUGCCUUGCCCUUCCCUCCCCGCCGUUUGGAAAGACUGCCCCUUCUCCCCUCAGUGAAGAUGGAACAGGGCGGUCUGCAGGCCACCCCCCAUGUGCGGCCUUUUCCUUCAGUCCACAUCCAGGAGGGCCUAAAUCCUGGUCACUUGAAGAAGGCCAAACUGAUGUUUUUCUUCACACGCUACCCCAGCUCCAACCUCCUGAAGGCUUACUUCCCUGAUGUCCAGUUCAACCGCUGCAUAACCUCCCAGAUGAUCAAGUGGUUCAGCAACUUUCGUGAGUUUUAUUACAUCCAAAUGGAGAAAUUUGCCCGGCAAGCGAUUUCAGAUGGUGUCACGAAUCCCAAGAUGCUGAUGGUACUCCGCGACUCAGAACUUUUCCGAGCUCUCAAUAUGCACUAUAACAAGGGGAAUGAUUUUGAGGUCCCAGACUGCUUCUUGGAAAUUGCCAGCUUGACGUGGCAGGAGUUCUUCAGGGCUGUCUCCGCGGGUAAAGACUCAGAUCCUUCCUGGAAGAAACCCAUUUAUAAAAUUAUUUCGAAACUGGACAGUGAUAUCCCAGAGAUAUUCAAAUCUUCCAGCUAUCCCCAGGAGCUGUGUCAGAAUUAA
Messenger RNA from Neomonachus schauinslandi (Hawaiian monk seal), 1815 nucleotides. RefSeq names its product prospero homeobox 2 (gene PROX2). Gene Ontology annotation, cellular component: nucleus. Gene Ontology annotation, molecular function: RNA polymerase II cis-regulatory region sequence-specific DNA binding; DNA-binding transcription factor activity, RNA polymerase II-specific. The record is from RefSeq and is a predicted model, not a curated record. Gene Ontology annotation, biological process: regulation of transcription by RNA polymerase II. NCBI's taxonomy places the organism in Eukaryota, Metazoa, Chordata, Mammalia, Carnivora, Phocidae. The transcript has 4 exons. Bases 1 to 1815 code for a protein of 604 amino acids.